Mizuhopecten yessoensis (Yesso scallop) is the source of this 2493-nucleotide messenger RNA. RefSeq lists its product as uncharacterized. The record is from RefSeq and is a predicted model, not a curated record. The coding region runs from base 255 to 896 and encodes 213 amino acids. The transcript has 3 exons. Lineage: Eukaryota; Metazoa; Mollusca; Bivalvia; Pectinida; Pectinidae.
UGGCUUAAGAAAGAGUGGCAAAACGACGAGUGGAAUGCACUGACGACACAAUAAAGCAGCUGGAAUUCCCAGGGAAAACAUAUGAUGAGAUUGCCACUUUUCUUAAAUGUCUUUUAUCCAUUUUCCCUGACCAAGUUACAGAUGCAACACUGAGAAUUGUACUCCCAUUAGCAGAUGAGUAUCGGACAGAAAAGCUGCUCAAAGAAUGUGAAGACCUCAUCCGGGAGGACGUGGGGUCUGUUUCUGAGACGGACAUGUAUAUACCACCUUCAAAGGUCGUCACAUACCUACGCUGGGUCGAACAAUAUAACCUUCACAAGGUUGAAAAUUGUGUUGUGAGAUUAGGUUCGUUCCUAAAAACUGAACAGCUAGAGGAUGUUGCAGACUACAAAAAUGUCAGCCUAAGACUCCAACUGGAUGUAUCUAAUGCCAGAGCCAAGCUGUUUGAGAGUCUAAUGGUGUUCGAUCUACUAGAAGCUGAAAGUAAGGUGAAGGUAUUACAAAUCCCUCGCGCUUCAUGUUAUAUGACUGAAUGGAAACGGAUUAUAGCAGCCCGUGUGGAGGUUUUUCUAUCAUUAUCAACAACAUCACCAGAACCAGAACCGUCUUUUCGACGUUUCUGGGCGAGUAGCUCUUCUACGGGUCACAUAGUUUCAUUGGGUAAGUCCAGGACGACGCGAAUCAUGCCACCGGUUGCUGCUACCUUUGCAUGUAUAUCUUUAUGUGAUCGACUUAAUUUAUCGACUACUUACACAAAAAGCAUCUUGAAAUUAAAGUCACUGGAUAUCAACCCGGAACGUUUCGUAGAACUUUGGUCAAGCUUCUAUCGGAUUAGGACCGCAAAUGAACAUGCUGGCAUGGAACGACAUCUGCUUGAAAUGUGCAAAUCUAUUUGAAAUCGUGAAAUUAAACAUUUUUUGUUACAAAGAUUGUAUACAUUAAAAAUAAUCACACCUGGUACUGAAAUCAUAAAACAUUAACGUCUUAUGAUUUUGUUCAUAUCCGUGACGUCAGAUACCGACUGCAUUUUGGUAGUAUAUACUCUUCAACGAACAGAAAUGUCAAUUUAAUGGCGUGUCGUAUUAUAUCGAAAUGACGUCACUUUUCAGAAUAUCAGCCGAUUUGGUACUGGACACCUUGAACGCAAACGUCGAUUUCACGCACGCACAAGUCAUGAUUUAAACUAUACUUGUUCCAGAACUAGGAUCACUGGUUUCCUAUACUUAGGUAGUGCUAACCGAUAUGUCACUAUAUCCUUUUGUUUUUAUGCACUUCCAAGAUUAGACUAAGAACGAACUGUAGUUCCUAACCGGGAUAAUUUAGUGCAACUUUGUCGGAUAAAGUUAUCCCACAUCGGUGUUCUACAUGAGACACCUGCAUUCUGUACGUAAAGGGGUGAGAGAAGAGCUGAAUUAAUAAUGGAUUUUUUUAAAGAAAUAAUGCAUACUUCUAUAUCAGGAUGGCCGUGUUGCUUAAUUGUAGUUUAACAUUGCACUUGUAAAAUUAAAUAAUAAUCAAAUAUGGAUUUUUUUUUUCACUUGUUGAUAGCUCUGCUGCGUGCCAACUUGUAACAACAACCCAAUGUUUAACACCAUUGAGUGUUGUGUAAACUGGAUUGAAGUGAUUAAUUAGUAAAUAAAAUGAUAUCUUAAACAAUUCCCACUUAUUUAAUAUGAUCUAUGGUCGUUUGUUGAUGUAUUAGUUUUGCUAGGGCUUAAUCGUGAUGUAAUAUAGAGAGGAUAUAUUCUGACAUACUCGUGAAGUAUAUAUGGUAUUAUAAAGGGUAACGGAAAACAUUUUGUUUUCAUUAUUUAUUGCAUUUAAUACCACGAAAAUAGUGCUGCAUCAAAUAGUGCAGGAAUUAGAAGCAUACUAUUUGACGCCAGGUUCUAAUGACAUCACGCUUGAACAUAAAGUAAAGCGUAAUUUUAUUACCUGGUUGACAAAAUUAAUAUCGAUUUUUUAGUUAUAUACAUAACAAAACAAAUACCAAUAAUACCGUCGCUUCACCUGAACUAAAAACUGAAUAUCUACGCAAUCAAUAAAAAGGACCAUUCUGAUUGGACAAUAUUAAAAGUGGUAUCAUCACAUGUGAAGAUGUAACAUUUCAGUGAAGUGUAAUGAAGAUGUCAGUUUUUAUCAAAAGGAUAAUUCAUGAUAUUCAACUGGUAAAAUGUAAUAUAUCUAGAUACAUAUGUGGAGUGACUGCUUCCUUCCAUGCUCCUGUAGAGGAUGUUUCAAAACAUGCCAGCGCUAAAAAAAUGUUUACUGGGUUUUGUAUGUAAAACUGUAGGCCGCUUUCGUUGAUCGCGAUUCAAACUAUUGGAACGGUUGGACCAGAGUUGUUUGUUUAUGAAAUAAGUCAGACCUAGUAAUUUAAUGCCACUUUCAAUAGAAAAGUAUACUUUAGUUUUAAAUAUACAACAGUUUGGUACCCUGGAAUAAAUUCACAUCACAUAUGUAAUUUAGUAUUCAUAGCAAUUAAUUUUUGUA